AUGUCGCAAUUGAAACCGUUCCCAUCGUAUGGGCAAGAAAGCGUCAACAGUGCCUCAGGCAUUGAACCUGUCAAAGACCAUAGAAGGAGGCGCUCCUCUAGUAUAAUAUCGCAUGUUGAACCAGAAUCGUUCGAGGACGAAAACGACCAGCAAAUGAUGACAAACAUGAAUGCCACUUGGGUCAACCAGCGUGGCGCAUGGAUCAUCCACAUUGUCAUCAUCGGGUUGUUGCGACUAUUCUUCAACUUGCUUCCAGGAGUCACCAACGAAUGGUCGUGGACUUUGACGAACAUUACAUAUGUUAUCGGAUCAUACAUCAUGUUCCAUUUGGUUAAAGGUACACCGUUCGAUUUCAACGGUGGCGUAUACGAUAACCUUACGAUGUGGGAACAGAUUGACGAUGGUGUCUUGUACACCCCUACAAGAAAGUUCUUGAUAACGGUUCCCAUUGGGUUGUUCCUUGUUUCCACACACUAUUGCCGCUACGACUUACACUUGUUUCUACUGAACUUUGUUUUAACGACUUUUGUAGCAGUAGUUCCUAAGCUACCUCUAACUCACAGGUUAAGAAUCAGUAUCCCAUGGAUCACAGGACCUGCACAGAUCAGUUAG
Messenger RNA from Kluyveromyces marxianus DMKU3-1042, 612 nucleotides. RefSeq names its product protein ORM1 (gene ORM1). Gene Ontology annotation, cellular component: endoplasmic reticulum membrane. The transcript has a single exon. The coding region runs from base 1 to 612 and encodes 203 amino acids. Lineage: Eukaryota; Fungi; Ascomycota; Saccharomycetes; Saccharomycetales; Saccharomycetaceae. The record is from RefSeq and is a predicted model, not a curated record. Gene Ontology annotation, biological process: intracellular sphingolipid homeostasis; negative regulation of ceramide biosynthetic process; ceramide metabolic process.